Plasmodium adleri (nom. inval.) is the source of this 1515-nucleotide messenger RNA. RefSeq names its product serine/threonine protein kinase, FIKK family, putative. The transcript has 3 exons. Lineage: Eukaryota; Apicomplexa; Aconoidasida; Haemosporida; Plasmodiidae. Gene Ontology annotation, molecular function: protein kinase activity; ATP binding. Bases 1 to 1515 code for a protein of 504 amino acids. Gene Ontology annotation, biological process: protein phosphorylation. The record is from RefSeq and is a predicted model, not a curated record.
AUGAAAAUAUUGUUCUCCAUAUUUCUAAUAUUAAUAGUUAUACUGUCUAAAAAUAUUCUUGUAUUUUAUUUAAAUAAUCGAUAUAUUAGAGAGUUGAACGAGAACAGUAAUAUAAAAUUGAAUGAAUUUUAUUUAGGUAAUAUACUAGAUAAUACCGAAAUAAAUAAAAAUGUUAAGCCCAGAACUAAAUAUUAUGAUGAGAGUUUAUUUAUAAAAGACGAUAUAUUUAAUUGUGAUAUUAAUUUGAAAAAAAAUAAUUAUGGAUGUAUAAAUGGUCCUAACAGUUUUGAUAAUGUAUUAUUAUCAAAUAGUGAAUAUAUUUACAAUUGGGAUUUAGGUAAAAGAUGUUUAAGUAAAUUUGUUGAUCAUUCAAAUAAUUUUAGUAUAAAUAAUAUGAAAUAUAGUGAAUGGGACUUAAUUAAUAUUCCAACAGUUGGUUAUGAUAUAAAUGGUGAAAGAGUUCAAAGGAUGUUUGAAACAAAUAUUUGGUUAAAUAAUGAAAAUAAUAAGUAUUCGUUAAAAUUAUUUAUUAAAAAGGUACCUAUUGAUAUAUGGUUGUUACAAUUUAAAAUGAUGGAACUAUAUAAUGGAGAAUUUUUAUAUGGAGGUGAAAAUUAUGUAAUGGAAGCAGUUGUAGGGGCUUUUCUAACUGAACAUCAUCCUGGUAUAUCACCAAGGUUUUAUAAAUUAUUAUAUGAACCAGAAAAUUACAAUGAAAAUUUAUUAUGUCUGUACAAUAUUACUAAUAUAUUUACAUUUAAUGAUAUGUUAAGACAUGAAAUUGAAUAUAAGAAUAAAGGUGAUAUUGUUAUGAUAUGGGAAUAUUUUGGUCAAAAUCUUUUGAAAUAUUUGAAUAUACAAAAUAUAUUAUAUCCUUUAGGUAUUAGUAAUAAAAUGAAAAAGAAACGACUCUUGUAUGGUUCAUUAGAAUUAAUGAAAAAAUUUCAUGAUACAGGUUUAUGUCAUUUGGAUUUUACUGUUCAAAAUAUAUUAAUAAAUAAAGAUUAUGAGAUGCGCCUAUGUGAUUUUGCAAAAUCGACACCAAUGUACACAAAUAAUUUAAGGCACAUAGAAAAAAUGAAUCAUUUAUGUUCUUUCGAAUCAUGCAUACCUUAUGUAGCCAAGCUUGAAUAUUCUCCACCUGAAUGUUUAUCAUUAAGAAAGAUACAUAAGAAAGAAAAUAUAAAAAAUCCCUUAAAAUAUUUAUGUAAUACAAAAGAUCAAGAGAUAAGAAAAAAAUAUUAUUUUGAUGUUGCUUCUGCGGACAAAUAUAUGCUUGGAAUUGUUUUUAUUUUUAUUUGGAUUAGAAAUUUUUUAUGGAAAAGAGCAGAUGAAGAAGAAGAUAAAUGUUUUUUAAGAUUUGUGAAAAAUAAUAUGAAUUUUGAUAAAGAUUAUGUUUGUAUUUUUUGGCCAAAAGAAUUUAAGGAAAUGCUUAAGGGGCUGUUAAAUUUUGAUAGCAGAAAGAGCUUAAAUUUAAACGAUUUAAUUAAUCAUAGAUGGUUCAUGUCUAAAUAG